AUGUCAUCUCAUGAUUCAAUGGGUUUAGUCUUUGAGUGUUUGUCAAAAGGUGCAGCUGACUUCCUGGUUAAACCUGUACGUAAAAAUGAGCUGAAGAAUCUUUGGCAGCAUGUCUGGAAGAGAUGCCCCAGUUCUAGUGGAAGUGGGAGUGAAAGUGGUACUCGAACUCGAAAAUCUGUGAAAUCAAAAAGUAGGGACAAGUUUGACAACAGUGGCAGCUAUGAUGGGGCAACUAAUGAGAGCAACGGUUUAGAAGAUGUUGGUGAUGGAAGUGAGGAUGGGAGUGAUGCUCAGAGCUCUUGGAUAAAACAAGCUGUAGAAGUUGGCCGCUCUAAAGCCAUGUCCCCAAUAGAUCAGCUAGCUGACUGUCCAGACAGCACCUCUGCUCAAGAUACCUGCUCAAAUGCCGAAGCGGCUGCCAACAAAAUGUUGCAAAAUAUUAUAGCAAGGAAAGCACAUAAAGGAAAAGAACAUGAUACCGUUGCAAAGGGUAAAAGCUUUCAGACAGUCAUCCCCAGGAACUCAGAAUCACAAUCUGAAAACCCAAAUGAAAGUCACCUAGAACUUCAAGGUGCAGAGCAACUGUCAUUGCUGGGAAUAGAUUGCAAUAUAAACAAUAAUCAAGUUGAUAAGGGACAAUUCAAGACCACUGGUGAAUGCCUGUUCAGCAAACACAAGGAUGUCACUGCUAACACGUCUAGUCCUUGGAUUGAUUGCAAAGUAUCUGAGUGUACUAGAGAAGUGGCAAAUAUAUCAGAAAUUUACAAUAAUGUGACUGAUAAAUCUAAAAAACCAAACAAGGAGCUUAGAUUAAAGAGAUUUAGAGGAGUUCAGGAAAUUGGGAGGACUGUUCAGGAUGACCGAUGUGUCUUGAGACAUUCUGAGCAAUCAGCCUUCUCAAGGUAUAAUACAUCCUCAAAUGUCUUCAAGACCCCUAAUGGGAUCACCGCAAGCAGUUCAGUAGUUGAUUGUAGUGUAGAAAGUGCAACAAGAGAGACGGCUUUUGACUUACAAGCUCAUUCAAUUGACCAUCUUCUAUGUCAAAGUUCAAAAGGGAGUAGCAAUAAUAUAGAUAUGGGAUCCACAACUAAAAAGCUUAGUACAUUCCUGCCAAUUGUGAAGGAUAAGUCCGAAGCAACAUCUACAAUUAACCCUUCUGCUCUCAGACCUGUGAAAAAUGACCUUACAUACGCCCAACAGAAAGUCAAUCUAGUUAUACACAAUGACAUGCAAACUACAGAAAACUUAGCUGUAGCAAGAGGCUCAAAUGAGGAUGCCCUGCACCCUUAUCAUCACCACCAUCAUUGCCAUAAUUUCCCCAACUUGGAACAACAGCCACCAUCGGACCACAAUGAAUUGUCCCUAAAGAAAUUGACUGCAUAUUCUCCAUGCAGUGGAUCAUCAAAUGUAUUUGGUGAACCCAUGGAUGCUAACCUCAGAAACUAUAGUUUGAAUGGACAUGCCUCAGGAAGUAAACAUGGAAGCAAUGGGCAGAAUGGAAGUAGCACUGCUUUAGGGUUUAAUGCAGAAGGUGAUCUAGGGCAAGCUGGAAAAAAUGGAAGCGAAGAUGCUAGCGGCAGUGGUAGUGGAAAUAAAAGAGGUGAAAAUAAACUUGCACUGCAAAAAGAUGCCUUGAACAAGAUUUGUCAGAAGAGGAAGGAAAGAUGA
This is a messenger RNA of Fraxinus pennsylvanica, 1668 nucleotides long. Lineage: Eukaryota; Viridiplantae; Streptophyta; Magnoliopsida; Lamiales; Oleaceae. The record is from the annotation of a GenBank genome assembly.